CGCCGCUGCUGCCGCCCCGGUACCGCUCCUCACCGCCAUCCCCAGCCCCGUCCCGGCCCCGCGGCGAUGUCCGAGCGGCAGCGGUCCCGGCGCGGCCCCAGCCGGCACUCGGGGCGCUGCGCCGGGCCCUGAGCGCCCGCGGCCCCGCAGAGCCGCGGCCGGCGAGGCCCGGAGCGCCCGGCCGAGGAUGGGGAUCCUCUUCACCAGGAUAUGGAGGCUUUUCAACCACCAGGAGCACAAAGUGAUCAUUGUGGGCCUGGACAAUGCAGGGAAAACAACCAUUCUGUACCAAUUCUCCAUGAACGAGGUGGUUCACACCUCUCCCACCAUCGGGAGCAACGUGGAGGAGAUCGUGGUGAACAACACGCGCUUCCUGAUGUGGGACAUCGGGGGCCAGGAGUCCCUGCGCUCCUCCUGGAACACCUACUACACCAACACCGAGUUUGUGAUAGUUGUGGUGGACAGCACAGACAGAGAGAGGAUUUCUGUGACUAAAGAAGAGCUGUAUAAAAUGUUAGCACACGAGGACUUGAAGAAAGCAGGAUUGCUGAUCUUUGCUAACAAGCAGGAUGUGAAGGAGUGCAUGACAGUAGCUGAGAUCUCCCAGUUCCUGAAGCUGACUUCAAUUAAGGAUCACCAGUGGCACAUUCAGGCCUGCUGUGCUCUCACUGGAGAGGGACUGUGCCAAGGACUGGAGUGGAUGAUGUCCCGGCUGAAGAUCAGAUGAUUUUUAAUGACCUCUUUGCACAGACAUUGCUGCAGCAGAGCUGUUCCAGUGGCACACUGGUGGGAGGAUGUAUUUAUACUGAACUGAUGGCAACUGUAUUUUCUACAUAGCUGCACACACACACACACACACACACACAGGGACAGGAACUGGGAGCAGGCACAGGAGCAGAGGAGCACUUUGGGUUCCGCUUUGGUUCGGGUUCCUCGGAGGACACGUUCAAAGCUGUGACCAGCCUUCUUUUCAAGCUGCCCCUUGGAACAGUCCAGCCUUGAGCGUGGGGAGGAUGAAACAAGAGGAAGGAGCUUUUAAUUUAGAGUUUUAUGAUCCCAUUGUAGCCUCUAGUUGCUGGCUUCGUUGUUCCAGUAAAUCAGCGAGCGAAAUCACUGGCGUAGGUAUGGAAUACUCCAGUGUUCCUAAGGCUGCCGAUGUUACAAAUGCAGAACUCUUUUCCUGUAUGUGUACUGUACAUAUUUGUGUAUAUUUAUACCUCAGUCCUAGGUUAAUUGCAAUCUGCUCAGACCAGUGUCAAGGUCAAUCAGUGUGUUGGCAGUAGUGCUGACGUGUGACACAGCCCCGUGUCACCGGUCCCGUCCCUCUGUGUCCCUGCGGCUGUAACGUCAAUCACACCAUGGCUCUCCACAACCUGAUCAACAAAUUCUGUCUUCAGCCCAUUGCUUGUUUUUUUUUCCACGUGAUUUUUUGUUUAGGGAGGAGGCUGGAAUGGAUUGAGGCACAUGGAUUGAGCUUCGAAUUCCAGGGUUGGCAAACAGAACAAUUUUGCAAAUGUUUCAAAUGAAAUGGAUUUUCCUCUUUUGUCGUGGUCAUCAUUGGAUUGGAUGAUGCUGCAGGUCCUGCCCACAUCUCUCCUUCUUUGCUCUGCUGGUUGAUUCAGGUCUGGCAGAAAUACCUUUAGCUGUCAAAAAGGGAAAAGCAUCUUUUUCUUUCUUAACCAAAGAAGAGGCACAAAGUAUAUUUGGAAGUGUCACUGUAAUUGUACAAGUCAGACUCUAAUGAAGCGUUUUUCAGAGGAAAACUCUCUUUGCUACAUGAAAUGUGCAGAUAUUAAAAUGUGCAGAUGUAUCAAUAUGCAGUGUAGGGGACUGGAUGGGGACAAAGCAGAUGACACUACCUGAAAAAGCUCCAAGUGGCUCACACGAGUUCCAGGGCAGAACUUGCUGAAAGCAGAACUCCCUUGUGUGGUCCCAAGCAGUGGGAGAACACUAGGAACACCUUUCCCUACUGGGUGGCUGUCCCAGGCAGAAGGGGUCAGAAUUCCCACUUCAGAGGAUCCAGGCAGUUGGGAAGACAGUGGAAGGUUGGAAAUGUCAGGCUCUUCUGUGGGAGAUGCGUUGGCAGUUCAGCAAAAUGAGACAAAACUGUGUUUAAAAUGUUCUUCCCUUUCUCAGCCCCCAUUUCUGGUAAGGAUGGAAAAGGCAUUUUAAAGACAUUUUAAAGCUUAGUUUGAACUUUUUAAGGUGCUUCUCUUUGGUUCUGGGAUAAUCUGGUCAGCUCCUGCCUUCCUGCCAACCUGCCUCCCUGGGAGCAGAGGAACCCUGGAGAAAGGAGGGGAGGCAGUCUCAAAGUCUGUAUUUAACAAAGGCAGGUAAAGAAUUUAACUUUUUAAUCUAUUUUUGGUAUCUCCAACGCUCCCUGGCUGGGGGAUCUGCUGUCUUUGUUAAACAUUAAGGUGUACAUGCAUAUAUCUCUAGUGCAUGCACAUAGAUCUUGGUAUUUAACUGGUGUAUUGCAAAAUGUAUCAAUGUUUGAAGAAUUAACAAUUUAAUGCAAAGACUCUCUCAGUUUCUCUGACAGUAUCUACAAGCAACGAGCUCUGUGCACACUUGCAUAUGAAAUGGAAUUGUACAUUUUCUAGUCUAAAAAAAAAAGAAAAAAAAAAGCAGACUUGCUUCUAAACCCAAGUGUUUGGUUUUUGAGUCUUACGUCUUCCCUGGGCUGAAUCCACAGAGGUUGGGUGAGCUGGGGGUUGGUUGCUCAGAAGAGGAGCUGUUGCUGUUCAUGGUGGAGCAGUGUUGGGAUUUCUGCUGCUUGGUGCAUUUGUAGGAGCUCUCUGUCAGGUGCUGCAGGUGUGAGCUGUGUUGCAAGCAGAUACUCUGUGUUUGUACAUCACUUGAGCUGGUUUUUUACUCUCUCCCUCCCUGUGCCACUUCCCCUUGCUGUGGCCUCUGAGGUUCACCUUGUCUUGGUUUCCCCAGUGAACACAGGGCCCAGCAGUCACUGCACACCUCAGGACUGGGUUUUCUGUGCCCUGAGGGGUUUAGAAUGCAAACAUUCAAUUGUUUUUUGUGUGUUGGUCACUGAACAAACCAGUGUUAACCUGACUGCAAACAUGCCAUGGGUCACUGUGAGCUUUCUGUGUAUUUUGUAUUUUUGAGGGCAAAUGUAGCCAGAAUUCAGUGGUGGCUGAUGUUUCCUGACACAUUGUGGUGUUGUGCAGAGCUUUUGGGGUUUAAAUGCUGAUUUUCAGUCUGUGGGGACAGUGGGGUUUGUCAGCAGAGGUAAUAAUUCCAGACUUCACCUGGAAUGAUUGCCAUGAUCAAUUCCAGACUCUGAUCAAUUCCAGACUCUCACCUGGAAGGAUUGCCAUGAUUGAUUUCAGACUUUGUGAUCAUUUCCAGACUCUCUGAUCAUUUCCAAACUCUCACCUGGAAGGAUUGCCAUGAUUAAUUCCAGACUUCGUGAUCAUUUCCAAACUCUCACCUGGAACAGUUGCUGUGAUGGUGCUUUGAAGUGCACGUGUGUGAACUUAGAAAUGUUUUAAAUUUAGUCAUUGAGGAAGGAGAGCAGCCAAACUUUUGAUCUCUCGACCCCAUUGUGUUUUGUAUAAGUGCUUCUUGUUGACAGCUUUUUUUUUUUUUUCUUUUCCCUGUAGGGCAAUUCCCAUUUUUCUCCCAGCUCUGUCCAUAGAAAAGCCAGGGAACUUUGGAUCAGUGCUGCUCCCAGUUGGGGAUUGUUGGGCAGGGAUUGUGUUACCCUGAGCCAUGACCUUGGUGUGUGAUGCUGUUGUUUCACCCUUGGACUUCUGCUGCCUUCCCUUCCAGCUGCAGCUCAAGCUUUGCCUUUGUUCUCUGUGAAAUUCAUCCUUAGGAAAAGGGAGGGGCCUUAAAAAUGGUUAUUGAAAUAAUGCUGCAAAAUGGAAUUUUAGCAGCAAAAAUCCAGGUCAUAUCUCAAUCUGAUACUUCAAAAUGUUUCUUUGUGUUUAGAAGAUCAUCAGUUUGGUAAAUCAUCUCUGGAAUACGCUGGGAAUUAUACAGGUCUUUAAUUGUGAGGAGAGGUGGAAAAUAAACGUGGGGAAUGUGAACAGCUUCAUUUUUUAAUAUGUUUUUUUCUUCUUGGGAGACUGAGUAGCUGCUCUGCUGAGCAUUGUGUAGGUUUGUGAAUGGUAAAUGCACCUGACGAGCACUUUCCACGUCUCUGCGGCUCAAGUGCCUAAAACUAGCCCCAAAAUCAGCUUUAUUUCCUAUGC
Messenger RNA from Cinclus cinclus, 4214 nucleotides. It is a transcript of the gene ARL5A, whose product is annotated as ADP ribosylation factor like GTPase 5A. The transcript is spliced from 6 exons. The coding region runs from base 188 to 727 and encodes 179 amino acids. The record is from RefSeq and is a predicted model, not a curated record. Gene Ontology annotation, biological process: protein localization to Golgi membrane; vesicle-mediated transport; intracellular protein transport. Gene Ontology annotation, molecular function: GTP binding; GTPase activity. Gene Ontology annotation, cellular component: trans-Golgi network; cytoplasm. Lineage: Eukaryota; Metazoa; Chordata; Aves; Passeriformes; Cinclidae.